AAGCUGACAGUGGGAGGGGCCAGGCUGGAGCAGGCCGAGGGACUAAUGGCAGUGGUUGUUGGCCUAUAAUACAAACAUGGAGCGGCCCAGCGGGGCAGCAGGAGGGGAGGGAGGCAGAAGGGGCGGCGGUGCUACUCAGAACAGAAGAGGGAAGAGGAGGCAGAGGAAACCCAAAAACCCCGCUGGGGCUGGAGAUUCAGGGGCUGCCAGCAGUGCCCAGCAGCCCCAGUACAGAGAAGAUAGUUUCUCUUCUUUGACGGAGGAUAUUACCUGUUCCAUCUGCCUGGACGACCUGACCGACCCUGUGUACAUCGCCUGUGGGCACACCUUCUGCCGGGGCUGCAUAACUACCCACUGGGGCACCCCACACCCACACGGAUACCUUUGCCCGGAAUGUCGGGCAUCGUGCCCCAGAAAUCAUAUUGUUCCCGACUACAGGCUGGGAAAUCUCGUCUCCAAGAUCAAGCAGGGCAUACAGGAGAGAAACGCAAUGCAGGAGCAUCUUUUGGCCAUGGAGCCGGAUCACCCUAUUCAGUUGGUCUGGGCGGACAGGAGCGGUCGCCUGAAUUUAAAUCAAUCCGAGGCUUGCGACUGCUUCUUAAACACGCAAUACUCCCAUUACCCGGUCUUCCUUCUCUGCAUCAUUGGGGAGAAACGGCGGGGCAAGUCCUUUCUGAUGAACUACAUUAUGCGGGCACUGAGAAGCAUGGAGAUGGGCGAGGAGUUCACCUUGGGGGCAGAUGAUGAAGCCUUGAAAGGUUUCGAAUGGAGUCCUGGAACUGAAAGCACCACAAAGGGCAUCUGGAUGUGGAACCGGCCUUUCAUACUGGAUCAUAAAGGGGGGAAGACUGCAGUCUUUCUCCUGGAUACAGAGGGCUCCUUGGAUAUUGGGAGCGACCGAGAAACCUGCAUUAAGCUCUCAGCGUUAUCCUUGUUCCUCAGCUCGCACUUGAUUUUUAACGUGGCUUCCAAUCUAAAGGAAACAGAGCUGGACUAUAUGGAGAUGUACCUGAAUAUGGGCGAGGAAUAUGGGACCCAGAACCUGCAGCAUCUGGAUAUCCUGGUUCGUGAUUGGUACAACUCAAAGAAGUGGGACCGAGACGUGGCUCAUUUCUAUAUCAGCCGAGAAAUCGAGAACCUACAACAACGUAACAGUUACCCCAAAGUUUUAUGGAGUCUGAAGAGCAAUCAAACACGCUGCUUCUUGCUGCCCCAUCCAGGCAAGGGGAUAACUGGAGAGAGCAAGGGGAGGCUGCAAGACAUGGAUGAAGACUUCCAGGAAAGCCUGAGGAGCUAUGUGUACGAAGUAAUCAGAGUGGUCUGCACGCACAUUAAGCUGAACGUAUAUGGGGAGAUAUUGACCUCGGCUCACAUAUUUUCCAUGUUAAAGGAGUUUAUGGAAGUUCUUGAUCGGCAAAAAUACGGCUUUUCUUCACCAAUGGAGAUGUUUUACGCCAUCAAGAACCAAAGGCUCAUGGGAGACAUCGAAAAUGAGUUUGAGGAGUUUUUGAAAAAUCAGUCUUCUCUCACGUUGCCUCCCACCCUGCGGGUGAAAGCGUCGGAAAAAUACUCAGAACUCCUCGUGAAAUACCAGCAGUCUCUACUGGGCAACAGCACCUCGAGUCGCGAGGCCAUGUUGAUGGACCUAGAAGUGGCUCUGCUGAAGAGACAAGAGAAGUUCUGUAGCGACUUCACCACGCGUUUCACAAUGAACGCCGUCGGGGUUGGCAUCACCGCGGGCCUCGGGGUGUAUGGAGUCCUAGGAGCCGCAGCAGCCAGAGGAACUGUAGUGCUGGCAACGCAGCCCGUCGUGGCAACAGGAGGGAGGGCUGUUGCUAUGGAGGUUGCAUCAGGAGCGGUUUCGAUGCUCAAAACUGGAAUGGUUGCAAUGCUUGGCAGGUUUUUCCGUUGAGGGGCGUAGCACAAUGUGUAUAGUUUUAUUGAACAGGAUAUUCUGGCAUCCAUUAAUAAAUGUUAUUCAACCAAUCA
Molecule: messenger RNA, 1989 nt
Organism: Xenopus tropicalis (tropical clawed frog)
Lineage: Eukaryota; Metazoa; Chordata; Amphibia; Anura; Pipidae
Gene: rnf112
Product: ring finger protein 112
Exons: 13
Coding region: 77-1912 (611 amino acids)
Molecular function (GO): GTP binding; GTPase activity
Source: RefSeq, a predicted model, not a curated record